Gastrolobium bilobum is the source of this 1894-nucleotide messenger RNA. RefSeq names its product asparagine--tRNA ligase, chloroplastic/mitochondrial. Gene Ontology annotation, biological process: asparaginyl-tRNA aminoacylation. The coding region runs from base 115 to 1746 and encodes 543 amino acids. Gene Ontology annotation, molecular function: ATP binding; asparagine-tRNA ligase activity; nucleic acid binding. Gene Ontology annotation, cellular component: mitochondrion. Lineage: Eukaryota; Viridiplantae; Streptophyta; Magnoliopsida; Fabales; Fabaceae. The record is from RefSeq and is a predicted model, not a curated record. The transcript is spliced from 15 exons.
UCCACAAGUACCAGGAGCGUUAGUUUAAGGUGCGGAACUCAACGGAUAUAAGACUUGUCCACAAGUGAAUAGGGUGUGGUGAGCAACAGCGCCACUGCAUCGGAAACGAACCAAAUGGGUAGCGUUGGCGUUGGUGCGGCAAUAGCAAUAGCAACUAGGAACCUCCGUUUUGUAAAACCUUAUGCAUCAGCACUUGUUUAUUUGUCACUCUACGCCACACCUAAACCUCUCUUUCUCCGACCUUCUCCUUUCUCCUCACGCCGCUGCUUCUGCGCCGCCGCAACACUUCGCUCCGCCGAAAAAGUAGGUGAAUUCCGCAAGAAGCUUAGGGUUGCCGAUGUUAAAGGCGAAGGCCUCGACUUGCUCGGCCACAACCUCGUCCUCAAAGGCUGGGUUCGCACUCUUCGCCUUCAGAGUAGCGUCACCUUCAUUGAGGUUAAUGAUGGUUCGUGCCUUUCUAACAUGCAAUGUGUGAUGGACUCGGAGGUUGAAGGCUAUGAUCAGGUAGAAUCUGGCUUGAUUACUACUGGUGCGUCUAUAUGGGUGCAAGGAGUUGUGGUGAAGAGCCAAGGCUCUAAACAAAAUGUGGAAUUGAAGGUCAACAAAAUAGUACUGAUCGGCAAGAGUGACCCCUCCUUUCCCAUCCAAAAGAAAAGAGCCAGCAGAGAAUUUCUAAGAACAAAAGCACAUCUACGUCCGAGGACAAAUACUUUUGGUGCAGUUGCUAGGGUUAGGAAUGCACUCGCCUAUGCCACACACAAGUUCUUCCAAGAAAAUGGGUUUGUCUGGGUCUCAAGUCCUAUUAUCACAGCUUCGGAUUGUGAGGGAGCGGGUGAACAAUUUUGUGUUACUACCUUGAUACCAAGUUCUCAAGAAGCUGCUGAUUCUCCUGUUGAUGCUAUUCCAAAAUUGAAUGACAGAUUAAUUGACUGGUCACAAGACUUUUUUGGAAAACCAGCAUUCUUGACUGUUUCCGGUCAACUCAAUGCUGAAACUUAUGCUACUGCUCUUUCUGAUGUGUAUACAUUUGGUCCCACAUUCCGAGCAGAAAAUUCUAACACUUCUAGGCACUUGGCUGAAUUUUGGAUGAUUGAACCGGAGCUUGCAUUUGCUGAUCUAAAUGAUGACAUGGCUUGUGCAACUGCCUAUCUCCAGUUUGUGAUAAGAUAUGUUCUCAAUAAUUGCAAAGAAGACAUGGAGUUUUUUGAUACAUGGAUUGAUAAGGGAAUCAUUGAUCGCUUGAGUGAUGUAGCAGAUAAAGACGUUGUGCAAAUAACCUACACGGAAGCAAUAGAUCUACUGUCACGAGCAAAUAAGAAAUUUGAAUUUCCGGUGAAAUGGGGUUGUGAUCUCCAGAGUGAACAUGAGCGUUAUAUAACUGAAGAGGUAUUUGGUGGAUGCCCUGUUAUAAUCAGAGACUACCCAAAGGAUAUUAAGGCAUUCUAUAUGCGACAGAAUGAUGAUGGAAGGACAGUUGCAGCCAUGGACAUGCUGGUUCCAAGGAUUGGCGAACUUAUUGGCGGAAGUCAAAGAGAAGAACGACUUGAGUAUCUAGAAGCUCGUUUAGAUGAUUUAAAGCUGAAUAAGGAUGCAUAUUGGUGGUAUCUUGAUCUGCGUCGUUAUGGUUCAGUGCCUCAUGCAGGCUUUGGUUUGGGCUUUGAAAGACUCGUCCAAUUUGCUACAGGAAUGGAUAAUAUAAGGGACGUGAUUCCUUUUCCUCGAACGCCCGGCUCGGCUGAGUUUUAGACCUUGUACAUAACAUUCAUUUGUAUGAUUCAAAUUAUGUAUUUUGGCCAAUAUAGUCUCUUUCGUCUUUUAUUUAUUUAUUUUUAAAAUAAAAAAGUUCAAAUAUUCCUAUGGUUUGUUUUUGAAUCAUUUACACCCCUAUAUAUAU